Messenger RNA from Prorocentrum cordatum, 1552 nucleotides. The record is from the annotation of a GenBank genome assembly. Lineage: Eukaryota; Dinophyceae; Prorocentrales; Prorocentraceae.
AUGUAAUGGCUUGGACCGAUCGUUCGGCAACGUCGAGGACAUGUUGGGCCGUCUGAGAGGCCUCUUGGGGCCCUCUUGGCCCGCCGCUGGGCCCGGAAAAGCCAUGCAGCAAGACGCCCACGGCGCGCCGGGAGACCCGGGAGAUUUGACAAUUUCGGGUCUGGGCCUGCAGGAAGGAUUGAGGAUUGAGGCUUGAGGGGAUUGAACAGCCAGGGACUUCAGGACGCUCUGACUCGUGCCUCGCAGGCACGGCGGCGGAUUAUUCGGUGCGGUCUGUUCGGCCCUUGGCUGGUGGCGUACUGUCGGAGGGCCGCCGCAGGGGCGUAGUCGGAGCGGCGCGGCCUUUGCCUCACCGAUCGCUGCGUUUGAAGUCGGGCGUGCGGCGGGCAGUGCUGCCAUGGCAGGCACAGAAGUAGCCUCGGGAGUCAAUCGCUUAGGGCUCAUGCUGCUCUCGUCGUUGCAUAAGACAAGCGACGCCGGCGGGAUAUUCAUAUCCCCCCUCAGUAUCAGCAGUGCUCUGGGCAUGGUGGCCUUGGGUGCCACGCCAAAUGGUACGGCCAAACAUGAGAUCCUUGCUGCUUGGGGGCUAAGUGCCAGCAAGGCCGAUGGAUUCUUACAGGGACUUCAUAGCAGGACGACCGACUUAAUGAUUGUCAAGAAGGGCGUUCAGGUGCUCAAUGCCAACAGUAUUUGGUGCAGUGCUUCGAUCAAGACUGAUUUCAUUGCCGCGGCACAGGACGCGUUCGAUGCAGAGGCGAGGACAUUGCCAAGCAGCCCCGCUCCCAUCAACGAGUGGUGCGGUAAAGCUACUCAUGGCAUGAUCCCUUCGAUCAUCAGCAGUAUAGACCCGUUGACGGUCGCCGUGUUGGUCAAUGCCGUGUAUUUCAAGGGCAUGUGGGCGAAGCAGUUCGAUUCGGCUCUCACCUCUCCUGGGACGUUCCGCUCUGCAUCGAAGGGGCCGCUUCCCUGCGCAAUGAUGAAGCGCACCGAUAAGCACAUGCGCUACGCCGAGGGCGCCGACUUUCAGGUCGUCGAGCUGCCGUAUGGCUCGGGGGGACAAGACGAUGGUAUGUCUGCUGUCGUGGUCCUCCCCAGAGAGGGCACCGCACUUCCAGACAUCGUGGAGCGGCUAGGUAACCCUGGAGGAGUGGAGUCCCUGGCUGAAAUGUUGGAGCAGCUGCAGCGGUCGCAUGUGUCCCUGCAACUCCCUCGUUUCAAGCUGGAGUUUGGCGUCCAUGACCUGAAGCCCGAGCUGCGAUCUACCUUUGGCAUGUCCCGCGUGUUCGAUGGGACUGGCGAGUUUCAGGGCAUGUCCGAUGACCCUGAGCUGUAUUUGUCGUCGGUAUUUCACAAGGCUGUGGUUGAAGUGACUGAGGAGGGUACCAAGGCCUCGGCAGCCACAGCUGGUGUCAUGAUGACCAGAGCCGCCGUCGUCUUCGAUCCUCCGCAGCCGAUGGUUGUGGAUCGCCCUUUCCUCUUUCUGAUUCGCGAGGUGUCUACAGGAAUGCUGCUGUUUGCUGGUACUGUAGAGAACCCCGACUUGGAAAUUUAG